Molecule: messenger RNA, 1946 nt
Organism: Saccostrea cuccullata (small rock oyster)
Lineage: Eukaryota; Metazoa; Mollusca; Bivalvia; Ostreida; Ostreidae
Product: BLOC-1-related complex subunit 5-like
Exons: 5
Coding region: 445-807 (120 amino acids)
Biological process (GO): lysosome localization; organelle transport along microtubule; positive regulation of anterograde synaptic vesicle transport
Cellular component (GO): cytoplasmic side of lysosomal membrane; BORC complex; synaptic vesicle membrane
Source: RefSeq, a predicted model, not a curated record
CCACUUGAAACAAAGCUAUUAAUGUGGACAAGUCAGACUAUGGAAACAUAGUAGAUCUCACAUACUUUGAUACAGGUGCCCAGUCUGUUUUAUCGUAUGCUGCAGUCAAUGGGGUCUUAGUGGGACAUGAUCUUUACUCUAAUAAGGAAGUCUGGAAGCUCAGAAAUGAUCCCAAAUCAGGGUUGAUCACCUCCAUUGCUGUACACCACUCCCAGUGUUGGUUGACUGUUAUAGGGUUGAUCACAUCCUUUGCUGUACACCACUCCCAGUGUUGGUUGGCUGUGGAGACCAGCAGUGGUACACGUGUCUGUUGGGACGUGAGAUUCCAGCUUCCCAUCAACUCCAUAGUCCAUCCUAUAGGUGCCGAGUAAGGAGGUUGAUCAUGCACCCCCAGGAGCAGUCCUGGCUAAUUUCGGCCACCCAGGGAAAUAAUGAGGUGUCCAUAUGGGACGUAGAGACGGGGGCCAGACAAAAAGCCUGUGGGCAAGUCCUACACCCACAGUCUCAAUCAGAUUGAUUGUGCAAUACAAUAAACUGGGCAUGAUGCAGGACAAGCAGAAGAAAUACAACAAACACGCGGACCAGUUUCAGCAGAUCUCGGAGACGCUCUCCAUUCUUAAUCGGGUCAAGGACAGCAUGCAGAACCUGGUCCCCAAGAUGGAGCGCUUGAACCAGAUGUUACCACCGGAGGACCGACUGGAACUGCUGAGUCUGAAGAGCCAGUUGUUAGAACCAGAUGUUACCACCGGAGGACCGACUGGAACCGCUGAGUCUGAAGAGCCAGUUGUUAGAACAGGAUCUGGAUGAAGAGCAGGGGAACCAGUAAAAUGUAGAACUAGUUAAAAUGGAACUGGUCACUUUUAUUUGUAUGUAAACUUAUUUUGUAAAUUAACUUAAAUUUAAGUUCUCAGUUGUGCUCAUUUAAAUUUUUAUUCAUGUCAUACUGAAUUCAAGCCUCCCCUGGGAUAUUUGAUAUCCAUUUAUUGUUGAGAACUUUGAUAAUUAACAAUGUUUUCAUAAGUCUAGAACAUACUUGGACUCCUUUUUAAAAAAUUCUCAAAUAAUUAAUUCUCUUUUUCAAAUUAAUGCAAGUUGGGUCUAGUAUAACUGUAUCUAGAUUACAUGAACAUUUAUCAUUGAGAUACAAUUGUACUACAUUGUACAUGUAGGUAGUAUUGCUGUGUGAUAUCUCUUCCUACUUUUAGGAAGUAAACUUAUAUACCGGUAUUAGGUAUGGUGACUAUUGACCAGUUAUUCAAAAGAGUUAUUGCCCUUAGACCAUGAAAAUUUCUCAUUUUUUUUCUUUCUUUGUUGACCUGGUAGUAUGUAUUGGGUUAAUUUACAUUGUAUAUAUUUCAAAUUUAAGGACAGGUGAUACAAACAAAUAGAUGUAUGGACUAGCUGAUAUUUAUUUAACAUUGUAAUUUGGUUGUGAAUGAUGUAAAAUAUUGAAUUUCUAAAAUGAUAAGAAGGUGUUUUUAAUAUAAUUAACUUUCUAUGAUUUGUUCAAAAUGUUACCUUUUUUGCCAUCAUCCUUAUAAAUAUUUACUUUUAUCACUAAUAUGACAUUAUUAUGAAACUUUUAAAUGAAAAAAGUACAAAUUUAUGCUGUUAUUUUUUAGAAAAAUAAGUUUGCAUCUUAUGUCUUUUUAUAAAUCAGUGUUCAAGAGAGUUAUUGCCCUUUAACUGUGGAAAUUUCUAAUUGCUCACUGUUAAGAUGCAUGGUACUGAUAAACUAAUCUGUAGAAUUUAUGAUUUUUAAUUAAUUAUUAUCUUCAUUAAUUCAUAAUUAGAACAUAUAUUUUUUUUAUACAUGUCAGUUUUAUAUAACUUUCUUCAAGUCAUGUGAAUUUAGAAUGUUGGUAUUCAAUAAAUUUUAUUUUAAUGUAGUGUUUUUACUGGUAAAUAUUACUAUUUGUUCAGACAUUACUCUGGUAAAUUUGAUU